Quercus lobata is the source of this 1319-nucleotide messenger RNA. RefSeq names its product Tetraspanin family protein. NCBI's taxonomy places the organism in Eukaryota, Viridiplantae, Streptophyta, Magnoliopsida, Fagales, Fagaceae. The coding region runs from base 138 to 1022 and encodes 294 amino acids. The transcript is spliced from 6 exons. The record is from RefSeq and is a predicted model, not a curated record.
CAAAAGCAGAAAAUCAAACACAGAUUAAUAGACCUAAAGAAACACAAACAAAAUAUAAAUCCAAUUCUCAUUAGGUUUAGGGUUUCAAAGUCCAAUCACAAAUUUUUCUUCCCAUCUGAAUCCCCAAAUUUUCACAAAUGCGACGCAAUUGCUGCCAUAUUUCCUUAGCAUUCGUGCUGAAAUUGUUGAAUUUCCUUCAAGCUUUCGUUGGGGUUUCGAUCAUAGUCUACUCAGUAUGGAUGCUCAACCAGUGGAAUCAUCACAUUCCCAUAUCACCACCAUCACCAUCACCACCAGCACCUUCAGCUCCAUCUCCAUCUUCAUCUUCAUCUUCUUCUUCUGUAUCCCUUUUCUUCGAUUCUAGUUCUGACCAAGCUAGGGGUUUCAAACUCGAGGUCGAGGCCGAUAUGGUUUCCGGAUUCGAUGGCGGGUUCGGGUUUGAGACCGAUUUCACUUCCUUCCAGCUUCCCGCUCCUUGGUUCAUCUACUCUUUUAUGGGAGUGGGCAUUCUCUUGUGUUGCCUAACUCUCGUAGGUUGCAUUGCAGCUGAAUUAAUACAUGGCUGCUGCCUGUGUUUUUAUACUAUCCUCAUCACUGUACUCAUACUACUAGAAGCGGCUUUGGUGGCAUUUAUUGUGAUUGAUCGUCAAUGGGAAAAGGAUCUUCCAUUUGAUCCGACUGGUGAACUUGAGAGCCUUCGAUCUUUCAUUGGUGAAAAUAUUGAUAUCUGUAAAUGGGUUGGUAUUGCUGUGGUUAUAAUUCAGGCAUUAUCUCUACUACUAUCAAUAGUGUUACGAGCCAUGGUUUCUACUCAGAGAACUGACUUUGACUCUGAAGAUGGCUAUGAUGGUAGGGGUAGAACUUGGGAGCCCCUGCUAAAUUCACAAUCAAGCCAACUAUCUGGGUCAACCAAGGGUGACGGCAGAGGGACUCAAUCGGACAUGUGGAGCACACGAAUAAGGGAGAAGUAUGGAUUGAGCACAAAUCAGAAUGCAUCAGUGAGCACAAACUCAAGGCAGUGAAGACUAGAGAACGUUGUCGGGGCAUUUAAAGAAAGCAGUAUGCUCUGCUCUUUGUUGAUACCAGAGUAUAUAUCAUUGCUUUUUACAUUUCACAUUCUUUGACUUUCUUAAAGAGUGGUGUAUAUAGUCAUUUGAAGAUGUGUGCUGGAUUGCUAAUGUCGUCUGAGGGGAAUCCUGAUUGGGUGUAUAAUUUCUGUGAAACAAUAAAGCUUGAGAGGUUCUAACGUCUAAUGUGUGAUGUAUCAACCCUGUUUCAUUUGUUUACUGAAAUAAGAAAGAUAAUUGUUGCAAAAUUGU